Molecule: messenger RNA, 339 nt
Organism: Emiliania huxleyi CCMP1516
Lineage: Eukaryota; Haptophyta; Isochrysidales; Noelaerhabdaceae
Exons: 3
Coding region: 1-339 (112 amino acids)
Molecular function (GO): RNA binding
Source: RefSeq, a predicted model, not a curated record
AUGGCGCUGCGGCGGCUGCUACUGAGCCCCGCCGAGGGCGGUGGCGUCCCCGACCGCCACGGGACCGAACCCACACUGGGUUCGAGUCUCUGGAGGUAUGACCCGCUCGUCUCGUCCUGGCGCACGCCCCUGAUGGUGGCGCCGCAAGGCGUGGUCUGCACUCGCAAGGUGAUUCGUCAGCGGGGGUCGCACGUGAGCGAGCUGCGCAAGGCGACGGGCGCCGUGAUCGACGUGGAGAAGGACGAGAGCGGCGCGGGCACGGUGACGCUCAGCGGGGAGCCCAUGGCUGUGGACGCCGCGCGCUCGGCCAUCGAGGCUCUGCUUCAUCGCGCUGACUGA